This is a messenger RNA of Candoia aspera, 3711 nucleotides long. RefSeq names its product protein phosphatase 4 regulatory subunit 3B (gene PPP4R3B). Lineage: Eukaryota; Metazoa; Chordata; Lepidosauria; Squamata; Candoiidae. Gene Ontology annotation, molecular function: protein phosphatase activator activity. The transcript is spliced from 16 exons. The coding region runs from base 135 to 2612 and encodes 825 amino acids. Gene Ontology annotation, cellular component: protein phosphatase 4 complex; nucleoplasm. Gene Ontology annotation, biological process: DNA damage response; protein dephosphorylation. The record is from RefSeq and is a predicted model, not a curated record.
GGUUCUGCUGAGGUAGAGGAGCGGUGGCGCCGAGCUGAACGUCAUGAAAAGCGGCGAGUUAAAGGCCUCCUGAGUGACGCUCUCAGCCCUCUCCUGGUCCCUCCCCGUCCCUGCGAUCGGGCCGGGGCCCCACCAUGUCGGAUACCCGGCGGCGGGUGAAGGUCUACACGCUCAACGAAGAGCGGCAAUGGGACGACAGGGGCACCGGGCACGUCUCGUCCACCUACGUGGAGCGGCUCAAAGGGAUGUCGCUGCUCGUCCGAGCCGAGUCGGACGGUUCACUCUUGUUGGAAUCGAAGAUAAAUCCAAACACUGCAUAUCAAAAACAACAGGACACUUUGAUUGUUUGGUCAGAAGCAGAGAAUUAUGAUUUAGCUCUGAGUUUUCAAGAAAAAGCUGGCUGUGAUGAGAUCUGGGAAAAAAUUUGCCAGGUUCAAGGUAAAGACCCUUCUGUGGAAGUUACACAGGAUCUCAUUGAUGAAUCAGAAGAAGAACGUUUUGAGGAAAUGCCUGAAACUAGUCAUUUGAUUGAUCUCCCUACUUGUGAACUCAACAAACUCGAAGAAAUAGCAGACCUAGUUACCUCAGUUCUCUCAUCACCCAUACGUAGAGAAAAAUUAGCCUUGGCCCUGGAGAAUGAAGGCUACGUUAAAAAAUUAUUACAGCUUUUCCAGCUUUGUGAGAACCUAGAAAAUACUGAAGGCUUACAUCAUUUGUAUGAAAUUAUUCGAGGAAUUUUGUUCCUCAAUAAAGCAACUCUUUUUGAGGUGAUGUUCUCAGAUGAGUGCAUUAUGGAUGUUGUGGGAUGCCUUGAGUAUGACCCUGCAUUAGCUCAACCAAAAAGGCACAGGGAAUUUUUGACCAAAACAGCAAAGUUUAAAGAGGUCAUACCCAUAACAGACUCUGAACUUAGACAAAAGAUUCAUCAGACUUACAGGGUACAGUACAUUCAGGACAUCAUCUUGCCAACGCCAUCUGUUUUUGAAGAGAAUUUUCUUUCUACCCUUACAUCAUUCAUUUUCUUUAACAAAGUCGAAAUUGUCAGUAUGCUGCAGGAAGAUGAAAAGUUUUUGUCUGAAGUUUUUGCACAGCUAACUGAUGAAGCUACUGAUGAUGACAAAAGGCGUGAACUGGUUAAUUUCUUCAAGGAGUUCUGUGCAUUUUCUCAGACAUUACAGCCUCAAAACAGAGACACCUUUUUCAAAACUUUGGCAAAAUUAGGAAUUCUUCCCGCACUUGAAAUAGUAAUGGGUAUGGAUGAUUUACAAGUUAGAUCUGCUGCUACAGACAUAUUUUCUUAUCUGGUAGAAUUCAGUCCAUCUAUGGUCCGGGAAUUUGUAAUGCAAGAAGCACAGCAGAGUGAUGAUGAUAUUCUCCUCAUAAAUGUAGUCAUUGAGCAAAUGAUUUGUGACACUGACCCUGAGCUUGGGGGUGCUGUUCAGUUAAUGGGGCUCUUGCGUACUCUGAUUGAUCCUGAGAACAUGUUGGCCACAGCUAAUGUAAGAAAAUGGAAAGGGAAAACUGAGAAAAGUGAAUUUUUAAAUUUUUUCUACAAUCAUUGUAUGCAUGUGCUCACUGCUCCACUUCUGGCAAAUACAUCAGAAGAUAAAAGUGACAAAGAUGCUGUAGCUGGAAACAAGAGUAAUACUAUUUGCCCAGACAACUAUCAGACAGCACAGCUGCUUGCUUUAAUUUUGGAGCUGCUUACUUUUUGUGUGGAACAUCACACUUACCACAUCAAAAACUAUAUUAUGAACAAGGACUUGCUAAGAAGAGUUUUAGUCUUGAUGAAUUCAAAACACACCUUUUUGGCACUGUGUGCUCUUCGUUUCAUGAGGAGGAUAAUUGGCCUAAAAGAUGAAUUUUAUAACCGUUAUAUUACCAAAGGAAACUUAUUUGAACCAGUCAUAAAUGCUCUUCUGGAUAACGGAACUAGGUAUAAUCUCUUGAAUUCAGCAGUCAUUGAACUUUUUGAAUUUAUCAGAGUGGAAGAUAUCAAAUCACUUACUGCCCAUAUCGUUGAAAACUUUUAUAAGGCACUUGAAUCUAUUGAAUAUGUUCAAACAUUCAAAGGCUUGAAGACAAAAUAUGAGCAAGAGAAAGACAGACAAAGCCAGAAACUGAACAGUGUUCCCUCUAUACUGCGUAGCAAUAGGUUUCGUAGAGAUGCCAGAACUUUGGAGGAAGAUGAAGAAAUGUGGUUCAAUGAAGAUGAGGAGGAAGAAGGUGAAGCUAUUGUACCACCUGUAGAGAAAUCCAAGUCUGAGGAUGAUUUUCCAGAAAGUUAUGAAAAGUUUAUGGAAACAAAAAAAGCAAAAGAAAGUGAAGACAAAGAAAAUCUCCCCAAAAGGACUUCAACAGGUGGCUUCAAAUUUACAUUUUCCCAUUCUGCCAGUGCAACUAAUGGAGCAAAUAGUACAAACAGUAAAUCUGUUGCAGCUCAGACAUCACCAGCAAGUUCAAAUGGUUCUUCUUCCAAGAAUGCCAAUUUGACUGCAGCAGUCACAUCCACAAAGGGAAGCUUAGUUGGCCUGGUGGAUUAUCCAGAUGAUGAAGAAGAAGAUGAAGAAGAAGAAACAUCCCCAAGAAAAAGACCUCGUCUUGGCUCUUAAAAACGUUGAAACAAACUCUGACUGAGGGUGCUUAAAUGCUAUGACUGAACUAAAUAGUCUGACUCGGAAAGCGUUCUCCCUGGAAAAUACAUGAGAAUACAAGGAGUAGCAAAAGAAAAUCUACUAGGAAGGUUAUGUUCUGAGAACACCAGGCUUCCAAAGAACCUAAUCUCUUUCUAGUCAAGGAGUCUGCCAUUCAGACUGUUAAAACAUUAAAAUGAAACAAUGGAUUAGUAAUCACCUGGAAUGACAGCUUGCCAGAAAAAAAAAGUCAUCUUGGGUUCUGUGAGGGGAUGGGAGAAGUAACAUUUUGAUAUUGCAGGGUUUCCCCAGUUUGUAUCAAGCUAGAAGAAACUUGUAAGGCUUCAGUUGCAAACCUAGUAAUAUAACUUUGUAAUGGUGCUGUCCAUUGUGUUUUUUUAGCAAUUGCCUCUUUUAAAUAAUGAAUUCUCUUUCCAUUUAAAAAAAAAUCAGAAAUUGGGGACCACUGUUUGCACAGUCAGCCAAAUUAUAGUGGGUUGCACCCUGCUACAUAGUUCAUGUUGAGUGGCAAACUGUUUAUUUUUUUCCCAACUCCAUUAUUUUGAAAGGAAAAAAAGAACCUGACUAGAAGAAGCUAUCCAAAAAAACCAAUAUAUAGAUCAUCAGCUUUCCAGGAAAAAAAAAACCCUCUAAAAACCAUCAAUAAACCUUGGUACUUGAAAUGACAAUUGAGUUGCAAUUACUAGUAGCAUUUUACAGAAAUAAAGUUGAAUGGAAUUGCUCCCUGCUAAUUUCCAAAAAAGUUUUCCUUGAGCCAUCUGCAUUUCACAUUAGCUAAAGCAGGAGGUACUGUGAAAUGUUACCAGAAACUUUUGAAUUUUACUGCAUCAAGGAUAUAUGUGAUCUGGGGGGCAGAGUUAAUAUGCAGCACUAUAAACCUAGGGGGUUUAGCAUAAAGGCUGCUUCUUAACACAUUCCAUGUAUUUAAGCAAAUUUCUAAAGUACAUUAGGUGAAUUGAUGAAGGCAACCAUUUUUGAGACCUUUUUACUUUCAGAGCAACUGAACUGUAAAUAUUUUAAUGUUAGUUUGGCCAUAUAUGAUCUGAGAUCAUGCACA